Molecule: messenger RNA, 792 nt
Organism: Drosophila suzukii
Lineage: Eukaryota; Metazoa; Arthropoda; Insecta; Diptera; Drosophilidae
Product: aprataxin and PNK-like factor
Biological process (GO): double-strand break repair
Cellular component (GO): nucleus; site of double-strand break
Molecular function (GO): DNA-(apurinic or apyrimidinic site) endonuclease activity; 3'-5' exonuclease activity
Source: RefSeq, a predicted model, not a curated record
GAAAAUUCUGAGGCAGAAAGCAGCACAAGCAAGCGCGUAAAAUCCGAGGAGCCUGGGGUUUCCAUUAAAGCGGAACCCGAACCCGAUACUCCUGUUCAGGUUAAGGCAGAGCCCGUAGAGGAAGCAGAUGAACCCGCUGUUGAACCCACUAGCAGUGGUUCUACAAUCCCGGCGAGAACAGAACCAACCGCCAAUGGAAACCCACCUGCAGCGGCGGUGGUGAAGACCGAACCCACUAGUUCCAAUGGACAGGCCGGUGACUCUUCAGUCUCCUCGAGCAGCACCCGGAUUUCUUGCCGCUUCGGAAUCCGAUGCUACAGACGAAACCCAGCUCAUCGAAGUGCAGAAGCUCAUCCAGGAGACCAGGACUAUCGGCGUCCAAACUUCCCAGAGCCGCCGCUCGGAACUCCCGCUUGUCCCUUCGGCAACGCCUGCUAUCGCCGCAAUCCAGUCCACUUUCAGCAACACUCUCAUCCGGCGGAUUUCAAUUCCGCGCAGAACAUUAGCAAUCGCCUGCGCCAACGACGAGCCCAGAUUCAGAAUAAUCAGGACUCUGGAACGGAAGAGGAAGAGGAGGACCCGUUCGGAGGCGACAAUGACGAAGACGCGGACUAUCGCCCAGGCGCAGAUAUUGACGAAGAUGAGGAUGAUGAGCUGGAGUUUGAAAGCCAACGCAUAAACAGUGAUGAUUAUGAUUAAACUACCCAUUCGAAUUCGUUGUUAACUUAGAUCAUAAGCUACAUUUACCAAAUAGUUGAUUCAAUAUAUAUAUAUUCCAUUGUUGUAAACUUA